This is a messenger RNA of Alosa sapidissima (American shad), 1410 nucleotides long. RefSeq names its product phosphatidylinositol glycan anchor biosynthesis, class F (gene pigf). The transcript has 6 exons. Lineage: Eukaryota; Metazoa; Chordata; Actinopteri; Clupeiformes; Clupeidae. Bases 205 to 864 code for a protein of 219 amino acids. Gene Ontology annotation, biological process: GPI anchor biosynthetic process. The record is from RefSeq and is a predicted model, not a curated record. Gene Ontology annotation, cellular component: endoplasmic reticulum membrane.
AAUGAAUGAAUUUGGAUAAGUUACAUAUUUAUAUCACGAAAAGCAGCCACGACAUUCCUUUCACAGGGUUACGCGUGCAAACAUUUACCGUGAACUUUUCGGAAUUAAGUUAGCUCGCUAGCUGGCUACCUAUCUAGCUUAAUGCAAACCAUAUAACGACUGGAUUUGAAAGUGUUCUGUUUCAGCAGAAAAGGCAGCCUCAGCAUGUGGGACACAGAGAUCCGGGGCAUGGCCUCGGCUCAUGCCAUUAUUGCCUCCUCCGUCUUCAUGGCCACCAUUUUGCCAGCCAUCCUUCUGGAGAAGUUCUCUGUGUACGGCAUGCAUUUGGUCUGGCUCUACUCUGUUGCUGGAUCUGUUGCUGUUGUCAACAUCGCUGUCUUCUGGCUCCUUGGCAUCAGUCCACCAACAAAAAGACACACAUUAAGUUACAAGAUAUCCAGACUUGUGCGCUCCUGCCUCUACUUCCUGCUGUCCUGCUUGUUCUUUCACACGGUGGUUGUCCUCUAUGGAGCCCCUCUCUUGGAAAGUGCUCUGGAAACGUUCUCUCUGGCUGUCCUAUUGUCAAGUAUGACCACGCUACGGUGUCUCUGUAUGCUGGGGCCCAAUGUCCAGGCUUGGAUCCGUGUGUUUAGCAGGGAUGGGGCCAUGUCAGUGUGGGACACGUCUCUGCAGAUCACCACAGGGUGCAGUGUGCUUGGAGCCUGGCUCGGGGCAUUCCCCAUCCCUCUGGACUGGGACCGGCCAUGGCAGGUGUGGCCCAUCUCCUGCACACUGGGCACCACGGUGGGCUUCCUCACGGGCCUGCUGCUCGCCCCCGUCUGGAUCCACUGCCACCGCAAGCAGCUCAUCUACAAGAGCAAGUAACGUCUGGAGGCACGACGAAAUGUGCAUAAGUGUGCACUCACACACACACACACACACACACACACACACACACACACACACACACACAAAAGAAAGAAGCUGAUGUGGACAAACGGGGCGGUGGCGGCGGCGGAGGCAUGUGAUCCUCAGAUAUUGAGACGUGUCAGUCAGGACCAGGGGACAUGUGAAGGACUCCCCCCCCCCCCCCCCCCCCACCCCCCUCCAGUAGUCACUGAGGUCAUAUACACAGGAAAUGUUUUAAAAAAUGUCUUGUCUUAAUUUAAAACUUUUGUUCUUUUUGUACUAUUUUGGUGGCAGUAUGUAUUCUUUUCUUUGUGUGUUCUGUUUGUCCCCCCCAUAAGGUAUUUGGUACUGAGUAAUACAGACUUUACUGAGACAUUUUAUACAGUGGGUGGAUGAAAGAGAAAGAGAUAGAGAGAGCAAGAGAUUGAGAAAAAGAUAGCAAGGGAAUUUUGCAAUCCAGCGAACAGAGAUGCACUAUUUCCUUUUUUUUUCUGGUAGCAAAUAAAGAAUCACUUCUGUAAA